Opisthorchis viverrini is the source of this 1227-nucleotide messenger RNA. RefSeq lists its product as hypothetical. Gene Ontology annotation, molecular function: S-adenosylmethionine-dependent methyltransferase activity. Gene Ontology annotation, biological process: mitochondrial respiratory chain complex I assembly. Gene Ontology annotation, cellular component: mitochondrion. Lineage: Eukaryota; Metazoa; Platyhelminthes; Trematoda; Opisthorchiida; Opisthorchiidae. The record is from RefSeq and is a predicted model, not a curated record. The transcript has 9 exons. Bases 1 to 1185 code for a protein of 394 amino acids.
AUGCCUCGAUCCUGUGUAUCAANUGAGAACAUAAAGAGCAGUGCUACACCCUUUUUUCACUUGUGCCCUUCAGGUGAACGACAGCCACUGACCGACAAGAAGAAAACCGACCCGGGAAGCUUGGGCAAAGGCUCGAUCCUAAUCUUCUAUCGGACCAGUGUCGUAUGCACGGCACAUUUGCACAAUUCCACCAUCAAUGGUCAGAAUGUUAUGUAUGUGUUUGAUCGCUCUUCAAAGCUGAAACAAAGAAUCCGGUCAACACAAUUGCCAAAUCCACAUUUGUAUGACUAUGUCCGUGAAGAGAUUGCAUCCAGGUUGGCUGACCGAGUCUGUGAUAUAUCUAGGAAGUUUGCCGUCGCUGUGGAUUUGGGCUGUGGACGUGGCCAUCUAUCCAAAUAUCUAACCACAGACUCAACGGAUUUGUUGUUUCAGUGCGACAGUUCGAUCGAUGUUUUGAAUCAAUGCUCCCAGUCAACAGAUGUUCCAACAGGCAACAUCACAUCAGAUGAAGAAGCGCUUCCAUUUCGAAAUGAUUCGCUUGAUCUAGUCCUCACGUGUCUCAGCCUGCAUUGGGUCAACGACUUGCCGGGCAUAUUGCGACAUGUUUUUCGUGCUCUGAAAAGCGAUGGCUGUUUCCUUGGUGUUAUGUCAGCCUCCGAUACUCUGUUCGAACUCCGUCUAUCGCUUCAGUUGGCCGAAGUGGAGCGAUUGGGUGGUUUCGCACCUCACGUUAGCCCCUUCGCUGAUAAUGUGGAUAUGGGUGAGCUACUCCAUCGGGCUGGAUUCAAUCUCAUCACAUUGGACGUAGAGGAGCUUGUGGUACACUACCCGAACAUGUUCUGUCUGAUGGACGACUUGCGUGGGAUGGGUGAAUCAAACGCCAUAGCGGAUCGACCCAUCCACAUUCAUCGUGAUGUUCUUUUGGCUGCGUCGGCUAUUUAUGAUGAGAAAUUUGGCGUUUCACGAGAAGGUGGGGAUCCCGGUGAACGUUGUAUUCCGGCAACCUAUCGCUUACUCUACUUUAUUGGAUGGAAACCACAUCCGUCUCAACGACAACCUUUGUCUCCUGGAAGCGCCAAAUUUUCACUCAAAGACAUCCAUCGUGUGGACGAGUUACAGAAGGAAUUGGAAGAACGAAUGAAGAACUCGGGCGAUAUCUCGUCGCAGCCACCGGAUAAAAGGUGAUCAUGUACCUAGAACUUUGUUAUUUCAACCGAUGAAUACGGG